UCGCGAAAAGAACGGCCGAUAAGGUCACUCGCUGUCAUUUUCGCAAAUACCGAGUGUGCUGAAAAUCAGAGGUGCUCAGUUGGUGCUUCUUUGAGCGGACUUUGCGUGGAUUUUAUUAGAGAUUUCCUCUUGCUGGCUAUUCAAUCGUCUACAUCAACAUCCAACCAUUACUGCGCAGCUGUCUCCUAUUUUUGCAAAUGCAGAAGAGUAUCGUCGCCUUUUUUCAAGAAACGUUCGUUAAAGUUUUAAUCUAAAAAUAAACAUUGUCACACGUCACCGAAGGAAGCGAGAGAGGACACCCAAUUAAAAUCGCAUCACUAAUGAUAGAGAGAGACCAGAACAGAUAAUUAGAAAAACAAGUUGCAGAAAGAAAGCACAGGACGGGAAAUAUGGAAAAUGCGGAAAGUAUUCACAGGCGCACAUCUGCGGCAUGCCAGUGGACCGACUGACUGUGAUUUUUCAUCAUAUUUUGCAUUUUCCGCGCGCGCUCAACUUGGAAAAACCGUGGUGCACGCUUUUUUCACCCGGCGCGUAUCAAUUUAUCAAAAUCGCCACACUCAAAGAGUCACACGAACGGUUUAAACGGUGUGAAUCACUCAAAAUCACCUCAACAACAAGAUACACCCGGGUAUCGUACGGAUUGCAAAAGACGUUGACGAAUGACAGUCGUGUUUAGUGAAAAAUACAAAAACAAACGCUGAGUAAGUGUUUUUAGCGUAUAUGUCGAUAAGUUACCGGUUGGUUUUAAAACAAAACUGUACACAUUUGUGGACAAAGUAAGUAGCCUCUAGUUUUCAACAAAUAAAAACUUGCAGUAAUAGAGUGCACAGUAUUACAAUAAAUAUAUAAAUAAGUGACAAUAAAACAAAAUGUUACCAACAAAAAAGUCUGAAAAUGAAUUUUUAACAUAAAUGAAACGUUUAUAAAUAUCAAUUUAGUGAAAGAAGUUUGUCAACAUUUUAAAACAUAUCAACAAUUGAUCUUAAAGAGACAGAGUACAAAACUGCUGUGACAACCUAAACAUUUGACUACUUUUUAGCUACUUAUUAAACAUGUUCUAAACCCAACCGUCAACAAAGACUCUUAUUCGUGCGAUGUCAGUAGAUGUCUGGAACUGCUAAUCGAAGACAAUGCAUCUGGGCAGUGAAGUUUCUUCAACCACCGGUCACUACGACCGCAGUUACGGAAAUUUGACAGCAGAAAUGCUCGCGGAAAGAACUAUCGACGGUCUCCUUGCUGAGCAUCCUGGAGAGUUGGUGAGAACUGGGUCUCCGCAUGUGGUUUGUACCGUUUUGCCGCCUCAUUGGAGGUCCAAUAAGACUCUGCCGGUGGCUUUUAAGGUUGUGGCGUUGGGGGAUGUCGGGGAUGGGACUGUAGUGACUGUGAAAGCGGGGAAUGAUGAGAACUAUUGUGCGGAACUGCGGAAUGGUACUGCUGUUAUGAAGAACCAAGUGGCCAAAUUUAAUGAUUUGAGGUUCGUUGGCAGAAGUGGAAGAGGGAAAAGUUUCACCUUAACGAUAAUCGUCUCGACAUCACCGCCCCAAGUAGCAACCUACAGUAAAGCGAUCAAAGUAACUGUGGAUGGACCAAGGGAACCAAGGUCGAAAACCCGACAACAAGGAUUCCACCAUUUUCCCUUUGGACCAAGACCUUUUGGACAGGACCCCCUAACGGGAAAUUUACCCUUUAAACUAACUGGCAUUGCCCACCAUUUAGCAGGUCUUCCAGGUCCUCCUUCGGAAUGGGCAUUAUUAGGAGGAAGGCAUCCCUAUCCCCAUGGUCCGUUUAUGGGUCAUCAUCACCCCCACUUUCCCCACCAUAUGUUUGCCGCUUUGGACCGUCCAGUUUCUUCUCCAAGGAUAGCAAAUGAACCAUCUUCAACAUCGUUGGGCCCUAUAUCGAUAAACUGCAGCAGCGCACACAGUACAACGUCACCGAAAACCUCGCCGAACACCCAAGUAGGCCUUCUCACGACAGCGAGAGAGCCGCAAUCACCUCAAGAAGACGACAUAUCCGUAACUGCUUCCCCCAAUCCAUCUCCGCCGCCACAAACUACGUUUCCUGGUAUACCUACUCCACAAAUUCAAAACAACCAGUUGUUCAACAAUGCUUUGGCUGCCAGUCUAUUUUUGAAUACUCCAUUGAUUCCACCUCCAGGCCAGUGGUUUUAUUCGCAGCUGUAUCCGCACGAUUGGAGUUGGAUGAAUUUUAGAAACAACCAGCUGAUGUCCAGGAUAUCUUCUCAAGAAGACUCCUUCCAAAACCCAGACAGUUCUAGUGAGAAACUAGACGUAACAGAGAUAGAAGACGAAACGGAAGACAAAGACAUUAAAGAACCUAUAAAAGAGUUUUCGAACGAUAUCGAUAGUGACCUAAGUAAAAACGGCAACAAAGACGCGUCUAAAGAGAUUAAACUGUGUGAAGGUGUCAACUUGAGUGGAAAAGUUCGGAAAGCAUCAGUUACUUUGGUGAAACAUAAAGACGAAGUGAGUUCUAGUAAUAGGGAUAAUACUAAGUGUUCUAAGGAAAAUAAUAGGCAUGUAUGGAGACCGUAUUAAUAUGAAUAUACAUAGUGUUGUUGUACAUAGUUUAUUUUUAACAAAAUUUGUUAUCUUGAUAUUUAGUUUGUUAUAUUAAUAAAAGAAAAAUCCUUGUUUGGGAAAACUUGGUCCGUGAACUAACUUUGGUAAAUAUUCUAGAAUUUCUUAAUCAAACACAUUGCUUAUAUACAUGGUGGCUCAUCCUAUAUGAGUUGUUCUCUUCUCUGUACGGAAAACGAUUUAAUAUUCAAAGUUUUUGAAGCAAAGCUUCUAUACUGGCGUUGUAUUAAUUUUUCUCUAUAGUAAAAUACUGAGGCGAUCGUCACGAAAGUAUCAUGAUGAAAUAGUUGGAAGAGCUCAUUUACGAAACGAGGGGAGUCCAUUAUACCACAUGUAAACUUUUUAAAUUUCAUUACAAUUUGUAACAACGAUAUUAACUAACGGUUUUAUGUACUUUCGAAUGUACAAAAUAAUUGUUUUAAAUAAAUAAAUAAACAUUGUUUGUCAUUGAUGAUAAAAAUGGAAAAUAAUAAAAAAAUGAUAAAAUUACUUUAUUUAAUUUUAAAAAUAUUAUUUAAAAUUUAGAAACACAGAAAACGUGGUAUGAAGCUUUACUUUUUUUUCAGAGGAAUAUACAGGGCAAAUUUGUGAUUGGGUCUUAAUAAAAGACUAUUCAAUCGUUACUUGAUUGAUGUUUAUUUUAUUUAAUAAUAAAACACCGAACUUUGUUUUCUAUACUUCCACACAAUUUGUUAUAAAUUAACCUGAUUUUCUGUUAUUGAAAGACCAUAUGUGUUCGGCUAUACAUUUGUUUAAGGUCCUACCAGUUUGACCGAUGUAAGUUUUUGAGCAGUCGCCACAUACAAUUUUGUAUACCCCAGAGUGUACGUGCUUUUUCUUUUGGCUCUUGUUAUUCUUAAUAUAUUUUCCUAGGUUGUUUGAUCUAAUCGUUAUUCCUUUAUUUUUUUAUCUGUUUGGCUAUUUUAGUUGAUAUUUUGCCUGUAUAUGGAAUCGAGAAGAAGGUAGUGGGAUUUUUGUCUGAUGGUAGAGAGACUAAUUUCAGGGUUUUCUUAUGCCAAAAGCUCUGCUAAAUAGGACAAAUAAUCGUUAUUCCUUUAUUUUUUUAUCUGUUUGGCUAUUUUAGUUGAUAUUUUGCCUGUAUAUGGAAUCGAGAAGAAGGUAGUGGGAUUUUUGUCUGAUGGUAGAGAGACUAAUUUCAGGGUUUUCUUAUGCCAAAAGCUCUGCUAAAUAGGACAAAUAAUAUUUUAUUAAUGCUUGAAAUCAAAUUUGUCACCCAUUCGUAAAUUUGUACAUAUUUAUUUAUUUAAUUUUUUCAAUCUUACAUUUAAAACAAUUAAAAUAAAUCAAAACAUCCUGUAUUUAGUUAUAUUUACUUACAGGGAACCCUAAUAGAAGUAUAGUUUACUGUUUAAACUUCUUCUUCUUUUUCUUUCCAUAGUCGGUUCGCUAAACUCAGACACAACUGGCUAUUGAUUUUAGUAAGUAAUUUUGCCAAUUUGGUAAAAUUGGCAAAAAAAUAACUACUAAAUAGUUAAUAACUACUAAAUAGUUAACAAUUUUGCCAAUUUUGACAAAAUUGGCAAAAAAAAAAUUGCCUACUAAAAUCACUAGCCAGUUUUGUCUGAGUUUAGCGAUCCGACUAUAUCAUGAUUGAUCAUGCUAGUACUUUACUGUCUGUUCAUAGUGUUCAUUGCCAUCAGGUCUUCUCUAACGCUGAGGUCCAGCAUUCUUGCCAUUGUUUUGGUGGUCUACCCUUUGGUCUUUUGUUUUGCCAAUUGUUUAAGCCAAAUUCCAAAAUGUCAUCAAAUAUAGGGUGUUCCAUAAGAAAAAAAUAUAUGUAACUUUCAUAUAUCACUAUUUUUUGGAGCAUCCGGUAUAAUUCGUAUUAUUUUUAAAUUACAGUAUUAAUAGCCCUAUAUAUUUCUAUUAAGAAAAAACUUUGAAUAUUAAUGAACCAGGUAAUGUUUAUAUAUCUAUAAGUUGACAAAAAAUACAAUACUAACAGAAGUAAUUGGAAUGAGGACUGAUGCAAGGAAAACUGAACAAGCCCUAAAAGAAUUAAAAUAAAACGAUACCAUCCAUAGUAGCGAAAAGUAGACGGGAACGAGUUAAGAAACAAGGACAUAAGGGAACAUUGGAAUAUUCAAGACAUAUUCAUGAUAUAAUAGUCAAAAUUUCAAGACGUGGUAGGCCAGUCGAAUGGAGAGUAGUAUAAAACCUCCAAAAGGAUGGUCAAAUAGCUGGUCAUCGGAAUUGCAAAUAUUAUCAAACAUAUACUAGGAAACACAGAUCAUGAUUCUUACGUAAGAAGAAGAAGAAAAAAACUACAUAACAGACAUGCCAAAGAAACUAAUGAAAUAAUAAAGGAGUUCAGAAAAUAACCUAAAUAAACAAUUCAGUUUUUCCUUAUCAUCAAAAGCAAGAGGAUUACUACUAAAAAAAUUGCCCUUUAGAUUUCGAUGCUUUAUCGAAACUUUCCAUAAUAUUUGUUUGUAAUAUUUAAUAAUAAUAAACAAUGGAAUACCUACAUAUUUUUCAAAAUGUUAUAGUUUAUUUCCAGGUUUUUCAUUAUAUGUAUAUAAUUUUUUCGAUAUUAUUUCAUGUAGAAUACUUUAUGUUGAUCAAUAAAAUCCUGAUUGUUGCAA
Diabrotica virgifera virgifera (western corn rootworm) is the source of this 5206-nucleotide messenger RNA. Its product is annotated as runt-related transcription factor 1-like. Lineage: Eukaryota; Metazoa; Arthropoda; Insecta; Coleoptera; Chrysomelidae. The transcript has 6 exons. The record is from RefSeq and is a predicted model, not a curated record. The coding region runs from base 1131 to 2558 and encodes 475 amino acids. Gene Ontology annotation, molecular function: RNA polymerase II cis-regulatory region sequence-specific DNA binding; ATP binding; DNA-binding transcription factor activity, RNA polymerase II-specific. Gene Ontology annotation, biological process: regulation of DNA-templated transcription. Gene Ontology annotation, cellular component: nucleus.